AUGGAGAUCACAGGAGACAAGGAAGUGCUUGCUCUUCUUCUGCUCAUGGUCUUGCGGAGGAAAAGCAACUCCAAUAAAGAACCCCUCCUUCCAGAAGAUGAUGUACGGGACAACAUCUACUAUUAUGAUGAGGAAGGCAAUGGAGAAGAUGAUCAGGACUUUGAUUUGAGUGUGCUGCACCGAGGUCUGGACAACAGACCAGAAGUGUUCAGGAAUGAUGUGGCGCCCACUUUCAUGCCUGCACCUCAGUACAUUCCUCGACCGGCCAACCCUGAGGAGGUCAGCACAUUCAUUAAUGAAAAUCUGAAGGUUGCAGAUAACGACCCCACAGCUCCUCCCUACGACACUCUGCUGGUGUUUGACUAUGAAGGAGGAGGUUCAGAUGCAGGUUCACUUAGUUCACUCAACUCUUCCAGCUCGGGAAACGACCAAAACUAUGACUUCCUCAAUGAGUGGGGCUCAUGCUUCAAGAAACUGGCAGACAUGUAUGGAAGAGAAGAGGUUUAAGAUUGUUUAGGUUUACACAAAACACACGAUUGAAGUCUUUUUCAUGGGAGCAGUCUGCGCAGGAACAUGGCUUUUUCACUUUAAAUACUUUCAAGCAAAGAGUUUCCAAGCAAAGAGACAUUUGAUAUUUAGUAUUGUGGUUCAGUGGGAAGAUGUUGUGAUACAUCUGGUUGCCCAGAAUGUAUUUUAUGUAAUGAUUUUGUAAAACAU
Danio aesculapii is the source of this 717-nucleotide messenger RNA. RefSeq names its product cadherin-3. NCBI's taxonomy places the organism in Eukaryota, Metazoa, Chordata, Actinopteri, Cypriniformes, Danionidae. Gene Ontology annotation, cellular component: cytoplasm; catenin complex; adherens junction. Gene Ontology annotation, biological process: cell-cell junction assembly; homophilic cell-cell adhesion; cell morphogenesis. The record is from RefSeq and is a predicted model, not a curated record. Gene Ontology annotation, molecular function: cadherin binding; calcium ion binding. Bases 1 to 507 code for a protein of 168 amino acids. The transcript is spliced from 4 exons.